Messenger RNA from Vicia villosa (hairy vetch), 2215 nucleotides. RefSeq lists its product as uncharacterized. Gene Ontology annotation, biological process: tRNA-type intron splice site recognition and cleavage. The transcript has 5 exons. NCBI's taxonomy places the organism in Eukaryota, Viridiplantae, Streptophyta, Magnoliopsida, Fabales, Fabaceae. Gene Ontology annotation, cellular component: tRNA-intron endonuclease complex. The record is from RefSeq and is a predicted model, not a curated record. The coding region runs from base 92 to 898 and encodes 268 amino acids.
AUCCAAAACCCUAAUUCUUUCAUUCAAUUUCAAAUCUUUUAUGCAGAUGUGGGGGUUUCAAUAUUGUAAUCUUUGAUAAAUAAUUUUGCAAAUGAAAGAAAAUGCGUGGGGAUGUUCUUCAAUUCAAGAUAGUGACGACGAUGAUGAUGACGAGGUCCAUUCGCAAAAUUCAAGUGAUGAAGAAGAGUUUCGCUUUUCUCCUGCUUCAUUGCCCAAGUUGCAAUUCAGGAACACAAAAUCAAAAGGCAAAUGGAAUGAAGAAAUGGGAAUGGCCGAAGUGUUUGAGAAAAAUGGCAAAAUGUGGGUAACAACUGGAAUAGUUCGUCACGGCAAGAUUUACACUUCAAUUGAGGAAACAUUGUAUCUUAUGGAACUAGAAGCCUUAGAUCUUUUAGAUAAUGGUGAUAAGAGUAUAUCUUUAGUAGAAAUGUAUAAAAAGGUUUCUGGUGGGAAGAGUGGAUGUUGUUCGGAGCUUUUUGAAGCUUACAAGCACCUCAAAUCUCUCGGGUACAUAAUUGCGCGGCACAAUGUUGCUUGGAGUUUGAAGAGUAUCAGAAAUUCUGCUAAAUAUGUAGAUCUUGAUGGAACAGAAGAACACAGACAAUUAGUAGACGUGGUUUCCGAAGUCGAGAUUUCUAUUGAUAAGUUAUUUGGUGACUUGAAGAUUAAUGAUUUGAAGCCAGAUUUUGAUGUUUAUCUUCCAAACAACAGGUUUAGAAAGUCUUCUCCCGGUGAUCCGGAUUUUCGGCUGCACUUGUAUAGGGGCCAUCAUCCAUCUAUAACAGAAAUUGAAGCUCUUGAGAGACAAUGUGGUGGCGUUCCAUUGAAAAUUGUGGUCACUGAGGGAAGGGACAGUUUCUUUUCCUUUGACAAGGUUAAACUUCCUGUUCUACCCUGAACUUUUGGUUCCAGUCUUUCAUUUCCACUCUUGGUUGACAUGAAAAGGAAGCUAAGGAUUGCAAUGACAAAAAGACUGCACAAUCGUGCAAGCAAGUUUCAGUAACUGUCGCGUUGGUAGGGUUUUAAAAAAUAGCCACGGUCACGUAAAAGUUUUCGCGAUUUUGGUCUGUACAGGUGUCACGACACUGAUUGCGGUCGUCGCGGUGUAAAUUAACUACAAUUUUUUCUGUAACAUAAAAAAAUGGUGAUAACUUCAUUCGUUGCCGAUACCGUUUUGACGCGGCCGUUUUCGCGGACCGUCUUUUAAAACCCAGUCGAUUGCAACACAGUCUCUCAAUCAGGAUUCAGAAUAUGAUUAUGUAUGUUAAAGACUAGAAUUUUGUCUUUUUAUGAAAUUAAGUAUAGCAUAAUUUUUAGUUCUUAAAGUGUCAUUCUUAAGUGAAAGAAUUGAUUUGAUUGAAUAAAGCCUUGGUCAGUUAUGAUUCUUAGGUAGUUUAGAAGGUGCAACCAACACUUAUUUGAUACUACAAAUUAUUAUGUUUACCUUCAAGGUGGAUGACUUCAUUCCUCUUCCCCUCCUCUUGGUUCUUGGAUAAAAACACUCUUGAUAUGUGAAAUUAUGGGCCAAUACUCAACAGAUUGAGGCAAACAUUUAUGGCAUCAGAACAAACAGUAAUGCGCAAAUCUUCAAGGGCCAUGAGGCGCAAAUCUUCAAGGGCCAUGAUGCAUCACUUAAAGACACAACAAUUGAGGACAAUUAUGAAUAUAGAUUCUUUUAAGAUUAUACAUUGUUGUUAAUGGAAGAUUACUCAUAUCUUAAUAACGAAGGAAUCUGUAUCUUGAUACCCAAGUAUCUAGAAGCCUUUCAUUUUCAAGACCCACUCCAAAAAUGGGAAAUACAAAGUAUUCAUAACCAUAUUUCUGCAGACAAAAUCUUCGAACAGAGAUCAUAUUUUCUUCUCAUUAAUUCUCCAAAUAGAAGAACCUUUUAAUUUCUGAUCACAAAUCAAUCAGAGAAGCAUGGAGUUGUGGAACAAAGCUCGAAGCUUUGCGGAAGAAGCAUCAAAACAGUCACAAGACCUUUCCUUGGGUGCUCACAAAUUCACCGAAAUCAUAGCAGAAACUACCAAGAGGAUCGCGGCACAAGCACAAGCUUCCAUGCACUUGGCUAAAUCUUCAUUCAACAAGGAUGUCGAGGUUGAUCUUAAUCUCGAGAGUUUCGGUAUCACCGAUGAAUUGAGGGAGUUCAUCAGAGGAAUUGUUUUCAACAAUCGAUAAAUGUCUUACUUGCGGAGGUAUAUCCUGAGUAUGCAAA